AUGGUUGAAGCCGAAAUGGAAGUGUUCAUGGAUGAUUUCUCGGUUGGGGGCCUUUCAUUUGAAGAUUGUUUGUCCAAUUUGGGCAAAUGCUUAGCAAGAUGUGAGAAGGUCAACUUGGUCCUAAAUUGGGAAAAAUGUCACUUCAUGGUUGAAGAGGGAAUCAUCCUUGGUCACAAGAUAUCAAGCAAGGGGAUUGAGGUCGACAAGGCCAAAGUUGAAGUGAUUGAAAAAUUGCCACCUCCAAUUAAUGUGAGAGGAGUAAGAUCCUUUUUAGGGCAUGCCGGGUACCUUUUGGUAAAGAAAGAGUCCAAACCUCGUCUUCUUCGAUGGGUCUUGUCUCUCCAACAAUUUAAUGUUGAAAUCCGGGAUAAGAAAGGGGCCGAAAAUGUGGUUGCGGACCAUCUUUCCCGAUUAGAGAAUGUGAAAGCUAGUGAUGAUGAAAUUCCCAUUUGUGAUGAAUUGAGAGAUGAUGUGCUCUAUAUCUUGAAUGAGAAUGAGCUUUCAUGGUUCGCCGACUUGGUGAACUAUUUGGCUAGUGGAGAAUUCCCUCCCGAUUUCUCAAAAAAUCAAAGAAAGAAGCUAAAAAGGGAAGCAAUACACUAUGUGUGGGAUGACCCCAUUCUCUACAAGAGAGGAGUAGAUGGUUUGCUCCGUAGGUGUGUUCCGGAUGAAGAAGUGCAAAAUGUGCUCAAGAUGUGUCAUUUCGAUCCUUGUGGAGGGCAUAUGGGAGCAAACAAAACAGCAUUGAAGGUUUUGCAUAGCGGAUUGUGGUGGCCUCACAUCUUUAAGGAUGCUUGGGGGUUUGUGAAGACUUGUGACCGGUGUCAACGAACCGGCAAUAUAUCCAAGCAAAACGAGAUGCCUCAACAACCGAUUCUUGAGCUAGAGGUAUUUGAUGUGUGGGGUGUUGAUUUCAUGGGGCCAUUCCCUACUUCUUAUGGAAAUCAAUACAUCCUUGUGGCGGUCGAUUACGUAUCAAAAUGGGUUGAAGCCAUUGCCUCCCCAACUAAUGACUACAAGGUAGUCAUGAAGAUUUUCAAGAAAGUCAUAUUUCCAAGAUUCGGAAUUCCUAGAGCAGUGACGGUUGCAAGUAAUAGGAAGGAUUGGUCGGAAAAUCUUGAUGACGCUCUAUGGGCAUAUAGAACGGCAUACAAAACCCCAAUAGGCACAACUUCAUAUCGUCUUGUGUAUGGAAAAUCUUGUCAUCUACCGGUGGAGCUUGAACACCGAACUCAAUGGGCAAUCAAGAAGAUUAACUUCGACUUGGCUAGCGCGAGAGAGCAAAGAUGGCUUGAUUUGCAUGAGCUUGAAGAUCUAAGAUUGGAAGCCUAUGAGUGUGCUAGCAACUAUAAGAAUCGCACUAAGGAUUUCCACGACCGGAACAUUGAAAAUAAAUCAUUUCUAAAAGGCGAUAAGGUACUCCUCUACAACUCUAGGAUGAAAUUGUUUCCCGGGAAACUUUUAUCAAGGUGGAGUGGACCUUUUGUUGUUAAGGAAGUGUUUCCUCAUGGAGCCGUGGAAGUUUGGGAUAUGGACGGCAAGAGAUCUUUCAAGGUGAAUGGGCAUCGCCUCAAGCUUUACUACGAGGGUGCUCAUGUAGGUGUUUUAGAAUCAACUCAAUGUAAUCUUACCUCCUGA
Chenopodium quinoa (quinoa) is the source of this 1638-nucleotide messenger RNA. Its product is annotated as protein NYNRIN-like. The coding region runs from base 1 to 1638 and encodes 545 amino acids. The transcript is spliced from 3 exons. Lineage: Eukaryota; Viridiplantae; Streptophyta; Magnoliopsida; Caryophyllales; Amaranthaceae. Gene Ontology annotation, biological process: DNA integration. Gene Ontology annotation, molecular function: nucleic acid binding. The record is from RefSeq and is a predicted model, not a curated record.